GAUUUCAUUCCCUAACCUAAUAUUCCAGUCUGAGCUCUUCGGACCUUCCGCUUCCGGUUGCUGUCAAUCCUUCCACCGUUGCCUCCUUCAGAUCUGUGAAAUCUCAGGACUCGUCCUUGGCUGCCGUUGCUCGUCCUUGUUUAAAGCACUGUUCGAGCAUCUAUCCGAUGGAUGAUUGAAGUAACAUCAAAAGGCCAUAACACCGUCGCCCUCUCUUACUCUUCCUCGUUGCCGCACCACUUCAGGUUUUCAUUGUUUUGUUGGAAGUGUACAGCAUAUGCAAUAGUGUGAAAGAGCAGCUCAACUUGCAUAUUAGUAAUGGUGGAGGUGUGGUGGUCUCUGUUGGGGGCUGCAAUCCCGGCUGUCAUUGCAGGACAAGCUUUUAGAGUGAAGAAAAGGCAUGCUGAAGAGCAGAGGCUGAAAAGUGCAAGGGGAAGGGAGAAGAGUUCUGAUGACAUUUUUGUGUGUGAACGGGUUUGCACGUCAAAGAGGAUGCUGAAGAAGGUCGGCUCGUUCUCGAAAGACCCCAUUCCUGAUACUUGUGUUACUGUCUGUGGUGUCUCUGAGCUUGAUGCAUGUGCUGAUGCCUGUGCUCGUACUGUGUGUGUUAACCAACAUCAAGUACCUAAUUGGAAUGACAUAUGCCUUCGGAGGUGCCAGAGUGAAUGCCUAAAACUAUCUGAAUCUCAUUCUUCCUAGGAAUUUGCAUGCAGAGAAGUAUGUGUUGAUAUUCUGAUUCGAGAUUCCGAGUUUUGGAAUGGUUGUUGAUGUCUUUUGGCAUCAUGGUAACUCCAUUUUUAGUAUCACUGCUAAAUGCUAAAUGCUAAAUGCUUGUAGAUGGGUGAGCUUAUUCUGCAUUAUUCAAAACUAUGGUCCUCAGAGAAUACCGAGACAAUUAGACAAAGAACAGAUGCUUUUUCGGCAGUGUAUCCUUUCGCAAUCAACUUCUCUUCUCAUGUUUGAUCAUUUAUGUGUUGCUUGCUUUA
Prosopis cineraria is the source of this 986-nucleotide messenger RNA. RefSeq lists its product as uncharacterized. Lineage: Eukaryota; Viridiplantae; Streptophyta; Magnoliopsida; Fabales; Fabaceae. The transcript is spliced from 2 exons. The coding region runs from base 319 to 699 and encodes 126 amino acids. The record is from RefSeq and is a predicted model, not a curated record.